This is a messenger RNA of Budorcas taxicolor (takin), 966 nucleotides long. It is a transcript of the gene CACNG4, whose product is annotated as calcium voltage-gated channel auxiliary subunit gamma 4. The record is from RefSeq and is a predicted model, not a curated record. Gene Ontology annotation, molecular function: voltage-gated calcium channel activity; channel regulator activity. Gene Ontology annotation, biological process: postsynaptic neurotransmitter receptor diffusion trapping; neurotransmitter receptor internalization; calcium ion transmembrane transport. Gene Ontology annotation, cellular component: postsynaptic density membrane; AMPA glutamate receptor complex; voltage-gated calcium channel complex. Lineage: Eukaryota; Metazoa; Chordata; Mammalia; Artiodactyla; Bovidae. The coding region runs from base 1 to 966 and encodes 321 amino acids. The transcript is spliced from 4 exons.
AUGGUGCGAUGCGACCGCGGGCUGCAGACGCUGCUGACCACGGCCGGAGCCUUCGCCGCCUUCUCGCUCAUGGCCAUCGCCAUCGGCACGGACUACUGGCUGUACUCCAGCGCGCACAUCUGCAACGGCACCAACCUCACCAUGGACGACGGGCCCCCGCCCCGCCGCACCCGCGGCGACCUCACCCACUCGGGUCUGUGGCGCGUGUGCUGCAUCGAAGGGAUCUACAAAGGACACUGCUUUCGGAUCAACCACUUCCCAGAGGACAACGAUUAUGACCAUGACAGCUCGGAGUACCUCCUCCGCAUCGUGCGUGCCUCCAGCGUCUUCCCCAUCCUGAGCACCAUCCUGCUCCUGCUCGGCGGGCUCUGCAUCGGCGCCGGCAGGUUCUACAGCCGCAAGAACAACAUCGUGCUCAGCGCCGGCAUCCUCUUCGUGGCCGCAGGCCUCAGUAAUAUCAUCGGCAUCAUCGUCUACAUUUCCAGCAACACGGGCGACCCCAGUGACAAGCGCGACGAAGACAAGAAAAACCAUUACAACUAUGGCUGGUCUUUUUACUUCGGAGCCCUGUCGUUCGUUGUGGCCGAGACCGUGGGCGUCCUGGCGGUAAACAUUUACAUUGAGAAGAACAAGGAGCUGCGGUUUAAGACCAGACGUGAGUUCCUCAAGGCCCCCUCCUCGUCGCCCUACGCCAGGAUGCCGAGCUACCGGUACCGGCGCCGGCGCUCGCGAUCCAGCUCCAGGUCCACGGAGGCCUCGCCUUCCAGGGACGCGUCACCGGUGGGGCUGAAGAUCACCGGGGCCAUCCCCAUGGGCGAGCUGUCCAUGUACACGCUGUCCAGGGAGCCCCUCAAGGUGACCACGGCCGCCAGCUACAGCCCGGACCAGGAUGCUGGCUUCCUGCAGGUGCACGGCUUCUUCCAGCAGGACCUCAGCAUGCUGAGCCGGAGGACCACGCCCGUGUGA